Molecule: messenger RNA, 3237 nt
Organism: Thermothielavioides terrestris NRRL 8126
Lineage: Eukaryota; Fungi; Ascomycota; Sordariomycetes; Sordariales; Chaetomiaceae
Exons: 11
Coding region: 1-3237 (1078 amino acids)
Biological process (GO): ribosomal small subunit export from nucleus; ribosomal large subunit export from nucleus; protein export from nucleus
Cellular component (GO): cytoplasm; nucleus
Molecular function (GO): small GTPase binding; nuclear export signal receptor activity
Source: RefSeq, a predicted model, not a curated record
AUGCCCGUCUCCAUCGAAGAGCUGGACGCGACUGUCCGCGCCUUCUACGAGGGCCGCGGCGAGCAGCAAAAAGCUGCUCAGGCCGCCCUCAAUCAGUUCAAGGAAGACCCUGAUGCCUGGCUAAUGGUCGACGAGAUCCUUUCGAGGGCAACAUACGAGCAGACCAAAUUCUUGGGUUUGCAGGUCCUCGAUAAUGUGAUCAUGACAAGGUGGAAAGUCCUACCGCGGGAGCAGUGCCAGGGAAUCCGCAACUUCGUCGUGCAGUAUAUCCUGCAAUGCUCCAGUUCCGAGGAGGCGCUCAAGACUCACCGGACCCUUCUCAACAAGCUGAACCUCGUCCUCGUCUCCGUCCUGAAGCAAGAAUGGCCCCACAACUGGCCCACGUUCAUCAACGAAAUCAUCUCCGCCUGCCAUUCGAGCCUGUCCGUGUGCGAAAACAACAUGAUCAUCCUGCGGCUCUUGUCCGAGGAGGUCUUCGAUUACUCCGCCGAGCAGAUGACAUCCACCAAGACCCGCAACCUUAAGACGACCAUGUGUGCCGAGUUUUCCCAGAUCUUCCAGCUCUGCCAGGAGAUCCUCAACAGCGCAAACCAACCGAGCCUCAUCAAGGCCACUUUGGAGACCCUCCUGCGCUUCUGCAACUGGAUUCCCCUGGGAUACAUCUUCGAGACCCCCCUGAUCGAGACGCUCCGGACACGAUUCCUUGAGGUGCCAGAGUUCCGGAACGUCACGCUGCAGUGCCUGACGGAAAUUGGCGGUCUGCAGACAGGAGGCCCCGGUCAGAUCAACACAUACGACGAGCAGCUUGUCAAGAUGUUCACCGAGGUUCUGACGUCCAUCUCCAACAUCGUCCCUCUGGACAUGGACCUGAAGACGACAUAUCCGCAAAGCAACUCGCGCGACCAAGAGUUCAUCCAGAACUUGGCCCUCUUUCUUUGCAACUUCUUCAGCAUGCACCUGCCGCUCAUCGAAAACCUCCCGAAUCGAGACUUCCUUACCCACGGUCACUUCUACCUGAUCCGCAUCUCCCAGAUCGACGACCGCGAGAUAUUCAAGAUCUGCCUCGAUUACUGGCUGAAGCUCGUGCAGGAGCUCUAUGAGGAGAUGCAGUCGCUGCCGAUCUCCGACUUGACCUCGAUGUCUCUGGGUAUGAUGGGCGGUGGUGGCGCGCCGAACCCGGCCCUGCUCGCCAACUACCCCCUCCGCAAACACAAGUACAAUGAAGUGCUCUCCAACCUGCGGGUGGUGAUGAUCGAGAAGAUGGUCCGGCCCGAAGAAGUUCUGAUUGUCGAGAACGACGAGGGCGAGAUCGUCCGUGAAUUCGUCAAGGAGACCGACACCGUGCAGUUAUAUAAGACGAUUCGGGAGUGCCUGGUCUACCUGACCCAUCUAGACGUCGUCGAUACCGAGCAGAUCAUGACGGAAAAGCUCGCACGGCAAGUAGACGGGUCCGAAUGGUCAUGGCACAACUGCAACGUGCUCUGCUGGGCCAUCGGCUCCAUCUCGCUGGCCAUGAACGAGGAGACCGAAAAGCGCUUCCUCGUGACGGUGAUCAAGGACCUGCUUGGUCUCACCGAGAUGAAGCGUGGGAAAGACAACAAGGCGGUCGUUGCCAGCAAUAUCAUGUACAUUGUGGGGCAGUAUCCGCGUUUCCUGAAGGCGCAUUGGAAGUUCCUGAAGACGGUCGUCAAUAAGCUGUUCGAGUUCAUGCACGAGUCUCACGAAGGCGUCCAAGACAUGGCGUGCGAUACCUUCAUCAAGAUCGCCAAGCAGUGCAGGCGCCACUUCGUAGCGCUCCAGCCGAGCGAGAAUGAGCCCUUCAUCGAGGAGAUCAUUCGGAACCUCGGCAAGAUCACCUGUGACUUGACUCCGCAACAGGUGCACACGUUCUACGAGGCCUGCGGCUACAUGGUGGCCGCGCAAGGGAACAAGAACCAGCAGGAACGGCUCUUGGCCGAGCUGAUGGCCAUCCCCAACGCCGCCUGGGACGAGAUUAUCAAGCAGGCGACCAUGAACCCUGCGAUUCUGCAGGACGCCGAUACCAUCAAGAUCAUUGGCAACAUCAUGAAAACCAACGUCUCCGCUUGCUCGUCAAUCGGGCCCUACUUCUUCCCCCAGAUCGGCCGCCUGUACAACGACAUGCUGCAGAUGUAUGCCGCCACGAGUCAGCUCAUCUCUGAGGCGGUCGCUCGUGAAGGCGAGAUUGCGACCAAGAUGCCCAAGGUCCGCGGCCUACGAACCAUCAAGAAGGAGAUCCUGAAGCUCGUCGAGACAUUUGUCGACAAGACGGAAGAUUUGCAGGCUGUCAGGGCGCAAAUGGUCCCACAGCUCCUCGACUCGGUGCUGGUUGACUACAACCGCAAUGUCCCCGGCGCCCGCGAUGCAGAGGUUCUGAAGGCUAUGACGGCCAUGAUCACCAAGCUCUCGGGCCUUAUGGAGGACCAGGUUCCCGUGAUCAUGGAGAACGUGUUCGAAUGCACGCUGGACAUGAUUAACAAGGAUUUCUCGGAGUACCCGGAGCACCGCGUUGAGUUCUUCAACCUCCUCCGGGCCAUCAACCUGCACUGCUUCCCGGCCCUUUUGAAGCUCGACAACCGGCAAUUCAAGUUUGUGAUCGAUUCCUGCCUGUGGGCCAGCAAGCACGACAACCGCGAUGUCGAGACGGCCGGGCUGAACAUGUGCCUGGAGUUGAUCAACAACAUCGCCGAGAAGACGGACUUGCAGACAUCGAACGCCUUCUUCAACCAGUUCUUCAUCACCAUCCUGCAGGACGUCUUCUUCGUCCUGACGGACCAGGACCACAAGGCCGGCUUCAAGACGCAGUCGAUGCUGCUCAUGCGCCUGUUCUACUUCGUGCACCCGGCCGACGGCACGCAGCCAAAGAUCCAGGGCCCCGUCUACCAGCCCGACCAGGCGCAGCCGGGCACGAGCAAUCGCGAGUUCCUGGGCAACUUUGUCAGCACCCUGCUGCAGAACGCCUUCAGCAACCUGACCCCAGUCCAAAUCACGGCCUUCGUCGAGGGUCUCUUCACGCUCAACACGCAGUACGACAGGUUCCGGCUGGCGCUGCGCGACUUCCUGAUCUCGCUGCGCGAGUUCGCGGGCGACAAUGCCGAGCUGUACCUGGUCGAGAAGGAGCAGCAGGAGCGCGACGCACGGGCGGCCGAGCACGAGCGCCGCUCCAAAGUCAGCGGGCUGCUCAAGCCGUCGGAGCUCGACGACAACGACGAGCUGUGA